Penicillium verhagenii is the source of this 1056-nucleotide messenger RNA. RefSeq names its product DUF2841 domain-containing protein. The transcript has 3 exons. The record is from RefSeq and is a predicted model, not a curated record. NCBI's taxonomy places the organism in Eukaryota, Fungi, Ascomycota, Eurotiomycetes, Eurotiales, Aspergillaceae. The coding region runs from base 1 to 1056 and encodes 351 amino acids.
AUGUCUAACCGGCAGGAUGAGUUGGCUCAUCCACAUUUUGCUCUUAUUUAUAUCGACCGAGAUGGCAACCUUCGUCAUGAAGCGUCGCCGUCCAUCGCCAAUAGCCGUGAGGCCAUCUUAUCUCCACGAGUGACCGACGCAUUUCUGCAGGCAGUGGCUAUGUCUGGGGAGCCCGGCCCAUCACAUUCUCAAUCCUCCCCACAAAUAACGGUCGGUGUACAAGGCUUGCUUCCAUCUCAAAUGAGCCAAGUAUCUUCCAGUUCCGAACCCAGAGGCAUGGAAAGGCACAGGCGAGUGGCACCCGCACCUCAAGGGUCAUCGAGAGACCCGACCAUAUGGCCCGCGCAGCAGCAAGAACCCUGGCCACCAGGACCAUCACAAUGGACUCCAAGCCCACAGACUACCCAACGAGCACAGCCAUGGAAUGAAGAGACUACCUUAGCUAGCUCUCUCAAGUCCCUCAUCUGUGUUCGAGACAAAGAAUUUUUGCUUCGUUACUAUGAAAAGGUUUUUCAAAACCUACAGCAAACCAACUGUCGUGUCCUAGCCAAGGCUUACGUCAAGUUGGUAGAGCCACGCAAGCAGGUCAACUAUCCAUACAACGGACGCAAGAUUGUGGAUGGCCGGACACAGCAACUGAACCCAGAAGAGACCAAGCCCCCGUGGUGGCCAUUAGGGGUAAGCCACCGAGAGCCCGAUCACCUUCCAAAGGCUGCCCUCUACUCCCCCUCUCUAGAGAUGCUUACAAUCUCACUCUUUGAAGAGCGAAUUAGACUUCUUGUCUAUCUGCUUUGCGAGCUGCGCACUAGCUAUGGAAUCACCGCCCGUCGGCUGAAGGAGGCAGACCAGCCGAUACGACGUCAAAUCACCCCAGUCGAACGGUUACAGAUGAUGGACGAAAUCUACGAGGUUAGAGAGGAAGAAGAGAAGUUUUUAGAUGGAAAAACAGGUAAAAUAUUGCACCGUCAUGCUAAAAUGGGAAAGAAAGAACGAAAGCUCAUCAACUUUAACAGACGGGAGAACCCUAGUAUCCAUCGCACGAGCGAACCUUCCUGA